GAUAACGUCCCAGAGAGUCCAGCCAUUUUGAACUGGGAGAAGAAGAGGGUGUGAAGAAAUCGAUUGCAAAAGGGUUAAUCUCUUUCUUCAUUUCCUGCAUUUUCAUAUACUCAUCAACACCGUUUAUCAGCUUGACUUUAAUUUCUUUCCUCACUUCAUAUGAAGUUUCUCGUUUUCUCAAAAUUUUGGAGAUAAGGGAACUGUUUAUUUGUCAUUUUCUUCGCGAAAUUGUUCAAUUCAUGGCUGUGCUGAUAAAAUCAGCACCUCCAUUAACAAACCUAUCGUCAGAUCUCGCAAGAAAACCUUGUGAAUUCUUGUCCGAAAGGCCUAAAUUUUAUGAUUCAUUGCUCCAUAAGAAGAACCCUAAUAGAGUAUUAGCCAUUGCCUAUACCCGUGUGAGUAAUGCUUCUGUGGUUCAGAGCGACAUAGCUGUAAAAAAUAGCGUUUUUCGCCUGCCUAGCUGGAGGUCUUCCGGUAAUAAUCAAAGAAUCAGAGAACUUAAGCUACAGGAUGCAGCUAUCUAUUUAGAGGAUAUGGUAGAGAAGGGUUAUAAGCCUGAUUUAACUCAGGCUACUGACCUGGUUUAUGCUCUUUGCCAGCACAAUAAGCUCGGGAAAGCGAGCAGAGUUAUAGAAAUGAUGAUUAGGUCUGGGAGUAUACCGGAUGCGCAUUCUUUCACUCUCUUGGUGAAUUUCUUGUGCAAGAAAGGAAAUGUCAGCCACGCGAUGCAAUUAGUCGAAAAGAUGGAGGAGAAAGGAUACGCUGUGGAUAAUGUGACCUAUAAUUGUCUUCUAAGAGGGCUUUGUAAGCGGGGAAAGUUGACUUUGAGCCUUCAGUUUAUAGAUAGGUUGAUGGAAAAAGGAUUGGUCCCUGAUUCGUAUACUUAUACGGUCUGGCUUCAAGCUACUUAUAUGGAGAAGGGGGUUGAUGAGGCUAUGGUUCUCUUGGAAAACAUAGUUGCCAAUGGUGGCAAACCUAGUCUGGCGAAUUAUAAUGUUUUGUUGACAGGGCUGUGCAAGGAAGGAAGAGUCGAUGAAGCUAUUCAGUUCUUUAGAAAAUUCCCGUCGAAAGGGUUUAGUCCUGAUAUUGUUAGCUACAAUAUUCUAUUGGGCCCCUUGUGCUUUGAAGGGCGCUGGGAGGAGGCGUAUCAGCUUCUUGCUGACAUGGCUGGAGAAGAUAUUUCGCCAAAUAUAUUAACCUAUAAUAAUUUAAUCGGUUCGCUUGCCCUUCACGGACGGAUUAGUAAUGCCCUUGAUAUCUUGGAUGAAAUGCUUUCGAGGAAUAAUGUCAAGCCAACUGCUGCCAGUUACAACCCAAUAAUUGCCCGCCUCUGUAAAGAACAGAAGGUGAGUGCCGUGUGCGAGUGUCUUAACAAGAUGAUUAUUCAGCGGUGUGAUCCUGAUGAACGAACAUAUAAUGCCUUUGCUGUUCUUUAUGAGGAGGGGAUGGGGCAAGAGGCCUUCAGAAUUCUCGAAUUUUUGAGGGUCAAACAGAACCGCCCCUUUCAUGAUUUCUACAGAUCUGUGAUUUCUAGUUUUUGUAGGAAGGGAAAUACGUAUCCAGCAUUUCACCUUUUGUAUGAUCUGAUAAUGUCCGGAUUUACUCCAAACUCGAACAUCUAUUCAUCCCUGAUCAGAGGGUUGUGCGCCGAGGGAAUGCUGGAUACUGCCAUCGAGAUAAUCAAUAUUCUGGAGGCGAACUACUAUAGGCUAGAUGUUAAGAACUUCAACGCUCUAAUACUUGGGCUAUGCAAGUCUCAAAGAACAGAUUUGUCAUUGGCAAUUUACGAGGAGAUGAUCGAGAAAGGCUAUAUGCCUAAUGAGAUAACGUAUAUCAUUAUAGUUGAAGGGCUUGCCCAUGAAGAAGAACUGGAGCUGGCAGGUUUAGUUUUGAAAGAGUUGCGUAUGAGAGAAGCGAUCAGUAUGACUACAAUGCAGCGGUUUCUCAUGCAGUAUGAUCUCGAGGGCUUAUCAACAUAGCAAAGGUAUAUAGUCAACUUUGCGAUUCUUUGUGCUUAUGGACUAUGGUGAUCUUGUUGAAAAAUAUUGCUGUAAAAACACUUCUUUUUAUCACAAACACAAUCAGUUUUCUCUCUGGCUA
Messenger RNA from Ipomoea triloba (trilobed morning glory), 2100 nucleotides. Its product is annotated as pentatricopeptide repeat-containing protein At1g79080, chloroplastic-like. The record is from RefSeq and is a predicted model, not a curated record. NCBI's taxonomy places the organism in Eukaryota, Viridiplantae, Streptophyta, Magnoliopsida, Solanales, Convolvulaceae. Gene Ontology annotation, molecular function: protein binding. The transcript has a single exon. The coding region runs from base 240 to 1979 and encodes 579 amino acids.